Molecule: messenger RNA, 2102 nt
Organism: Bursaphelenchus okinawaensis
Lineage: Eukaryota; Metazoa; Nematoda; Chromadorea; Rhabditida; Aphelenchoididae
Source: the annotation of a GenBank genome assembly
AUGGUCUAUCGCAAGUACAAAGCGUUGAAACAAUGGGGCAAGGUGAACACUUUGUUGUUCAAGCAGAUGCUAACGGCUAGGAACAAACGAUCAGCGCCUUUAUUUGAAGUUCCUGAGGCAUUGGUUGAGAAAGGCAUAGAAGUGCAUGAUCCAAACGAUCGAAACUUUCUCAAGCCCAAGGAAGACUUUCAGGUCAACCAUCCAGCUUUUCGAGAGCCUACAAUCAAGGUAUUGUUUUAAUUUUAUUCUUUAUGAGUUUAGAUACAAUAAAUCAACUCAUAAGUUGUAUUUUACUUUGAUAGAAAAGGUUAAUAAACUGUAAUAAACUGUAAUAUCGGAAAGCUUGACGAUUGAAGUUAAAAGUGCAUUCUGAGACGAGGUUGUCAAGAUUCUUAAAAAGGUUUCUAUUUAUUAUCCUUAAAGCUUAUUUCUUGUUCAGGAUCAUCCACUAUACAAAAAUCAACGAGCGUUUUUGUUCGAAGGAAACAACCCCUUCUCUGAUGGUGUAGAUCAGGCUUGUGCUUUGAUUGGAGCGACAAAGCCAAAGUCGUUUACGGAGGAGUUGUUGAAGGAUAAAAUGACGUUUCCGGAAGAUUUGGAAGAGCGUGUGAAGGAUGGUAUUAUGUGUGGAGAAAGAUACGAUCCAACCUUGGUGCGCUUGGAGAAAUGGCACGAUCCGAUCAUCUUCUGGACUAUUGGCCAAAGAUUUUAUGGUACUCCCGUGGAGAAGAGAAGGUAUAAUUUUUUACCAAUAGUUUUUUAUGGUUUAGGAUGGUUUUUUGGGUUUGAAAAGGUCUUUUUGACAAAGAGUAUUUGAAAAGUUGGAAAAAAUUUCGUUUCUGUUUAAAUGGCAGGUAUAAGUGCCUAAAAAAUAUUUAUUUUUAAUGGUUAAUUUUUUAGUCAAAUAAUCUUGGAGCAGUUUUACCGCCAAAUCUUGUUACUAUCGCCAAAGGGACAUUUCUCUGAAGACAAUGUGUAAGUUUAUUAUGUUAUUUUAGGUUUUUGUUUUUUUGUUUAGUGUUCUGUUUAAAAAAGGUUGAACUUACUUUUUUUGUAGUUAUAUUUAUGUUUUUAAAGCAUUACUGAUGGUUUUUCAAGAUUUUUUUUGCAGCGCCGACUACAACCAGUCGAUAAGUGCCUACCUACCAGCUGAUCUCUUUGGAGCUGCCAUGCCAGCUGUUUUUCGAUUAAUUGCACCAACACUGAUCCAAAGGUCAGUACCAGUACCAUUAGUAGCAACAAUAGAUCAAGUUGAAGCUUCAAAGACGGAAAUUGUACCUGAUAUAUAUCCAAUCUCACCACUGAUUGAUUUAACAAAGGGCAAGAUAUAUAAUGAUACCACUGUGGUGCCGAGGGGCAUUCUGGAUCUUCAUCUUGAUACUGUGUUCUUGACUCAACCUUUGAGACAGAAAUAUCCUUGGACUACGUAGGUUUUGAGCGGUUUUUUUAGGAUAAUAUUGAUAUUUUAGGGAUUUCUGAAGGUUAUUGGGAUAAAAUUGACUUUUAGGUAAUAAUUUGUGCAUUUUUCAUGUAAAAUACAACUUUUUUAAUACUUUAGGUAAUACAUUUUGAUUUUAGAUAUAAAAAAGGCACGAAAAUGAUAUAUUAGGUAACAAAAUAUUUUUAGAAAUUAAAAAUUUUUUAAAUAAUAUUGUUGUAGUGAACAAAACGCAGCAAAUGCCAUAACUUCGGCAUUUAUGUUGGCAUUGGCCCAAGCUCACCGGCAUGGACAAACCGACAAAUUGGCCAAGCCAAUUGUGGCCAAAGCGGUUCAACUGGAUCGUGGAAAUGUUGAUUUGGCAGUGGUUCAGUUGAACAACUUGGAUUUGAAUGACACUGAAGGCGUGAAGAACAUGGUUUGGCUGGAGAAAGGUGGGUAAUAUUGGGAUAUCUUGUAGUUUUAUGUUACUAUAGGGUAUACGCUCGGAUAAUAUUAGUUUAUAAGACUUAAAAUGACAUUAUGUGGACUGGCUUUUGAAAAAAUUCUGAAUAUUUUAGCUCUACCCUUGUACAAGCCAGUAAAACACAUUGAAAAUCUGGAGAAAUUGGACAAUGUUAACGUGGAAACAUUCAAAAAGAUGGCCAACUUGCUGUUAUACUGA